Molecule: messenger RNA, 2949 nt
Organism: Iphiclides podalirius (scarce swallowtail)
Lineage: Eukaryota; Metazoa; Arthropoda; Insecta; Lepidoptera; Papilionidae
Source: the annotation of a GenBank genome assembly
AUGGAAAUACGUGAAGUGAAUCUGUUAGCAGCUAAUCAAGCAAUCAUGCCGGACUGGACUUGGCUCCUUUUAGCAGCGCUGUUCGGAGCCGCCGCCGCUUUAGCGAUACCCGUAGCCCUUCUCAUCUACUUCAUCAGGCCCUUCGAAAAGAAACAGCCUCCGGAGCAGCAAUUUACCUUCCCUGUCACAUUGCCGCCCGAGAUCCUGAAUGAGUUGACCCGCGGGGCUGGGAGCACUCCUGAGGGUGUGCUGAACGCGAUGCUGCAGUUCAUAUUCCAGCAGAGUACGGCAGACACUCGCUGGCUGCGCCGCCGGAUGGCCAGCGAGUUGGCAGAGCUAUUGGCAAAAACUUCCUCCGGGAAAAUAUUCGAGUCGCUGACGCUUCGUUCCUUAGAAGUGGGCACAGAGUUUCCGAGCAUAGCCAACUUGCAAUUGCUAAGCGGUGAGCUUGAGGAGGACGGUGCCCGUCUUCGCUCCCUCGACAUCAGAUUCGAUUUAUCAUACGAUGGCAACUUCAGAAUCGACGUGGACGCCGUAAUGCUAUUAGGAAAGAUCGCUAAUAUAUCCAUUACAGUCGAGAGCAUAAGCGGUAAUGUGCGCUUGAUGUUCCGCCGAACUCCGUACACCCACUGGGCACUGGCCUUCGAGACGCCACCGAAGCUGGAGCUGCGGGUUAGAGGCCGCUUCCAAGGGAGGCAGCUGAAGCCUAGACUGGCAUCGUUAGUGGCAGCUCAUAUUAGACGGGCAGUUGCGCAAAGGCAUACGCUUCCCACUUACAAGAUACGAUACAAGCCGUUCUUCCCGAAAUCGGAACCAGGCAGCACGGAUGGAGAGGAUGGCCCGACACCACAGGGGCGGCUUACUGUUCGAUUGGUCGAAGUAACCCGUUUACAUUGGCCAGGCGGCAACGGAUGCGUCAGAGCGGCUCUGGCCGUCGAUUCACAUGGAUGGGUUUCGCUUCGGCGGGGCGUUCUCGUCCUCGACAUUGUGCUACCGGCGGUGGCCGGGCCCUUGGGUCUGGUGUGCUGCCAAGGAGUGGGCGUGGUGCUGGUCGACACCGUGGUGCCGAUGUCGCCCGCCUACCGCGCCGACUUGCGCCGCGACGACGUCGUACUCGCCAUCGACAACAAACCCAUCAACAACGUCGCGCAGGUGGGCAAACUUCUACGUAGCGUAGAACGUCGUGCAGUCACGGUAAGAGUGCGACGGGGAGGAACGGGAGGAACUGGAGGAUCAGUGAGUGGAGGUCGGAGGGAGGACGAGCCAAGACGGCUCCGCACAAACUUCUCCUUCAGACGGGUCUCUGAGGUUAUGGAAGGUGUUAGACUUCAGAGCAUGCGCGCAGCAGCCUCCAGGAACAAUUUAUUAGAAACUGACUCACCCGCAAAAGUUACGGAACCGUCGAAUGAAGCUGAACCAAAGCAGAAAGCUGAAGCAGCGCGACAGGCUGCGAAGACUUCUGAACCUGGUCCAGGGAACUUCGGUCUGCGAAAGCGAAGAUGCUCCGUGGAAAAUAAGUCUUCCGAUAGUUCCGCUGGCAGCACCCCACCAGCAUCAGGCGCCAGCACACCCCUUAGACAAGCUACCGUUGUCAACAAAAUUGUAAAACACCCGGAUAUACCAAUAAUUAAAACUGACUCCUCCGAAUGCAAACCAGAAAAACCCGAAACUGUGCUGGAUGAUGAAGAACAAAUAUUCGAGACGGGCGGACCGAGGCAGAGUGAGCACGUCGAGAUAUGCCAAAUGUUCUGGACGAAAAAUGUCCAGCUGAAACCAAUCAUACCAUUUGAUGAAGAGACUGAUUUUAAACUGAACGAAAACCAUAAGUAUUUGAACAUCAACGUAUGGGCCACGGUGCCGGGUGAAAAAGACGAGGUGUUGUUGGGAUAUUUGAAUAUACCGUUGGCGGCUUUGUUGUCCGAAUGCCAAGAUUCAACGGUACCGCACCAUACGAAGAGAUAUCAAUUCCUCCCACCCGAUGUAGACAUAAAAUUCAGCAAGAGUCACAAGCUGGCCUCGCACGCCGGCUUCGAGCCGUGCCUGUGCUUCGGCGACGCGCUGGUCUGGUGGGAGUGGGAGGGGGCGGGGGGCGCUCGCAGCGCGCCGCGCUCGACGCCGCGCGGUGCCACGCCGCCGCGCCCGCACAAGCCGGCGCGCGCCGCGCACGACUUCGUCCGCACGCACUUCCACAGAUCCACCCAGUGCGAUUUCUGCAACAAGAAGAUAUGGUUGAAAGAUGCGAUGCAAUGCCGAAACUGCGGUUUGUGUUGCCACAAAAAGUGCGUCACGAAAUGUCAGGAAUCAUCGCCAUGUAUCCCAAAGCAAGACCGAGAUCCUUCUGCUGGAAGUGGGUGUUCUCCUCCGGAACUGAUUAUGACUGAGCCAGACUCGAUGCCAGAUCCUGAUUCCGAUGAAGAAGACAAGACAGACAGAAAAGACUCGCUAGACGUACAUGAGGAAGGUGGUGGUGCAAUGAGCGCAUUGGUGGCAGGGCUUCGGCGUGCUGGGUCCGCCCACUCGCUGUCGGCGCCGAAACCCAACGCCUCCUCGCGCUCCUUGCCGCCAUCGCCCAGCCAUACACCCAGGAGGCAGUCGCUGGAGGCGGCGGCGCCGUUCGGCGGGUGCGCGGCGGCGUGGGAGGCGCGGGGCGCGGGGGCUGCGGGCGCGGCGGCGGCGGUGGCCACGAUGCUGCGCCCGGCGCUGCGCAGCGGCCUCCCGCCCGACGCCCUGCUGGCGGCCGCCAGGGACUCCGCGCCUGAGCUCGCCGCCAAGCUCACCGCCGCGCAGAUCCACGACAUGCUUCAGGCUGUCCGCGAGGAGUUGUCGGCGGAAGACGCGAGUGCGGCGGAAGAGGGAGGGGAGGGCCGAGCCUGCGCCCUCACAGCGCUAAUGCUGCACUGCUGCGCCGCAGCACAGCUAGCGCAGCAACGCGCCGACGACGCCCCCACU